Molecule: messenger RNA, 879 nt
Organism: Symbiodinium sp. CCMP2592
Lineage: Eukaryota; Dinophyceae; Suessiales; Symbiodiniaceae
Source: the annotation of a GenBank genome assembly
AUGGGUGGGCCAAUGGCGCGGAACCUCUUGAAAGCCGGACAUGAGGUUGUUGGAUUCGACGUUUCUGAAGGCAACCUCACGAGGUUUGCCGAAGCUGGUGGCCGCCUUGCGCAGUCCCCGCUUGCUGUGGCAGCAGCUGCGCAGACGGUGGUCACCAUGCUUCCGGCUGGCGCACACGUGCGCGAGGUUUAUCUAGGGAAGGACGGGCUUCUGCUUGAUGGCGGAGCGACCUCGGGGUCGCUUCUCAUCGACUGCUCCACAUGCGACGUGCACGUCACCAAGGAGGUGGCGGCGGCCUCUGCGAGCAGAGGUGCCAUAGCCGUGGACGCGCCCGUGUCUGGCGGCACGCCCGGGGCAGAGCAGGCCACGCUGACCUUCAUGGUUGGAGGGUCGGAGGAUGCCUUCAAAGCUGCCAGCCUCAUUCUGAACCACAUGGGAAAGAAGGUCGUGCACUGUGGUGAUGCAGGAAUGGGCCAGGCAGCCAAGCUUUGCAACAACUUGGUUCUGGGCAUUACCAUGGCCGCGGUUUGUGAGGGCCAUGCUCUUGCUGAAAGCCUUGGCUUGGAUCAGAGGAAGCUAGCGGACAUCCUCAACACCAGCUCUGGCAGGUGCUGGAGCAGCGACACCUACAAUCCUUGCCCCGGUGUCAUGGACGGGGUUCCUUCAUCCAGAGGCUACACUGGGGGAUUUGCCUGUGAUCUGAUGCUGAAGGACCUGAAUCUGGCCACCUCGGCCGCCUUCGUGUCCAAGCCCAAGCUCGGCCUUCCCCUUGGAGGUUUGGCAUUGCAGCUCUACUCCCAAAUGAGCGCUCGGGGAGACGGUGGCAAGGCGAUGCUCCUGGGCUCGGGGUGUUUCCGCGCAUCUUGCCUCUUGCAUUGA